GGCCUCUACUCUUCGACGCAACCAAACUUCUUCACGCUCGCUCACAUCACACACAAUUCGUUUUGCUUUUCUUUUCAAUUCCUGAUUCCUCUUUUACCUAAUUUCCCUUCAUCUUUUUCCGCUUCCUUUUUCUCUCUGUCAUCGCGAUUCUUUGACGGCGAAGAUCGUUUCCUUUUACAGAUCUUUGACAGUUCGUUCUGAAAUCUGCUAGAGAUGGCAAAAGCUGGCGCGUUGGAUCUGGCGUAUGGUGUCGGAGGAAAGAUUGAGAAAGCCGAAGUCCUGUCUGCUGUUGACAAGUAUGAGAAGUAUCACGUUUCUUAUGGAGGUGAUUUGGAAGAGAGAAAAGCCAACUACACCGAUAUGGUUAAUAAAUACUACGAUCUUGUUACCAGCUUUUAUGAAUUUGGCUGGGGGGAGUCUUUCCACUUUGCACCCAGAUGGAAAGGGGAAUCUCUGCAAGAAAGCAUCAAGCGACAUGAGCACUUUCUUGCUUUACAACUUGGUUUGAAGCCUGGACAGAAGGUUUUGGACGUUGGAUGUGGAAUUGGGGGACCUAUGAGGGAAAUUGCUCGAUUCAGCAUGACAUCAAUUAUAGGAUUGAACAACAAUGAGUAUCAAAUAACCAGAGGAAAGGAGCUCAAUCGCAGAACUGGAGUGGAUAAGACUUGCAAUUUUGUCAAGGCCGACUUCAUGAAAAUGCCGUUCCCAGACAAUUCUUUUGAUGCAAUAUAUGCAAUUGAAGCUACUUGCCAUGCUCCGGAUGCUUAUGGAUGUUAUAAAGAAAUCUAUAGAGUGUUGAAGCCAGGCCAAUAUUUUGCUGCGUAUGAGUGGUGCAUGACUGAUGCCUUUGACCCCAGUAAUCAAGAACACCAAAAAAUAAAGGCAGAAAUUGAGCUCGGUGAUGGGCUUCCCGACAUUAGGUUGACCUCAAAGUGUCUUGAAGCUCUAAAGCAAGCAGGAUUUGAGAUCAUCUGGGAAAAAGAUAUUGCGGUCGAUUCUGCUAUCCCUUGGUACUUGCCAUUAGAUACAAAUCACUUCUCGAUGAGUAGUUUCCGUCUGACAUACGUUGGCCGACUUUUCACCAGAAACAUGGUCAAGACUCUGGAGUAUCUCGGACUAGCACCUAAGGGAAGUCUCAGGGUUCAACAAUUUCUAGAAAAGGCUGCGGAGGGACUUGUUGAAGGUGGCAAGAAAGAGAUUUUCACACCAAUGUAUUUCUUUCUGGCACGGAAGCCUCUUUCAGGUAAUUGAGGCCUGCAGGCGCUAGCAUGUUAGAUUUGUAAGUAUAUGCUUACUAAAUAAUAGUCUUUGCUAAAGUGAAUGUUCACCAAUGUAGUUUCUUCACAUUGUUUAGGGCUACUGACCCGCCUCGCUUUCUGUAUUUUCUAUGCUUAAGCAUUUAGUUAACCUCCUGAUUUGGAUACAACCUUCAAACCCUGCGUUAUUUUACUGUUUGUGUUAAUCUCAUUCACUUUCUUGUG
Prosopis cineraria is the source of this 1481-nucleotide messenger RNA. Its product is annotated as cycloartenol-C-24-methyltransferase-like. Gene Ontology annotation, cellular component: endoplasmic reticulum. The transcript is spliced from 14 exons. NCBI's taxonomy places the organism in Eukaryota, Viridiplantae, Streptophyta, Magnoliopsida, Fabales, Fabaceae. Gene Ontology annotation, biological process: sterol biosynthetic process. The record is from RefSeq and is a predicted model, not a curated record. The coding region runs from base 214 to 1251 and encodes 345 amino acids. Gene Ontology annotation, molecular function: sterol 24-C-methyltransferase activity.